AUGGACCUCUCUACAGUAGAAGAAAAUUUGAAUGAUAGUGAUGAUAAAAGUGAAGAAGAAGAAGAACUUGGUGCUGCUACCAAUAUGGACCUACAGCUUUCUGUUGAUCGUGGUUUAGCUGUAAUGGAAACAGUAGCAGCGGAAACACCGGAAAAAGUAGAAAGUAGAACAGGAGCAGAAAAGUCAUUACCUUUAGUACCACAAAAGGAAACUGAAAGAACCUCCUCUCCAUUGACAUCUUCUUCCACUCAAGCCUCUCAGCAGUUAAAAUCAUCUAUGAUGACUGAUGAUAUUCUUCGAAAGCACAAGAAGCAUGUGUUUAUACUCACAAGCUCGGGUAAACCUGUAUUUUCACGUUAUGGAUGUGAGAAUGAAUUUAGUGAUAUCUUUGGUGUUUUUCAAGUGCUUAUUAAUAUGGCACAACAACGUUGUAAUACUGGUACAACAUUUCAAAAUCAACAAGAAAUUGGUCUACGUUGUUUGACAGCAGGUGAUCUUUGUAUAUACUUCCAUGUGGAAGGGGAAGUAUAUUAUGUGUUGGUAACACGUACAGGUGAGUCACCGCGUAGUUGUAUGCGGCAAAUGCGACAAUUACAUCUUCAACUUCUUAGUCUUUUACCAAAUGUUGGUGAUAUUCUAGCACGUUGUCCAUCGUACGACUUGCGCCGCCUUAUUUCCUCUGCUGAUGUUGGGGUAAUACAACAACUUAUACGAAGUAAUAGUCAUGAAGAGUGUUAUUUGUUUCGCUGUCUUUCUGCUGCACCUCUUUCAGUAGCACGUCGUCGAAUGCUUGAGACACUUCUUGCACGUCAUCACGGUUCAUCUUUUAUAAAUGAGUAUAAUGCUGAUAAACAUGUUGAUACGAUGUCAGCGGCAUCAUCAUCAUCAUCAUCAUCAUCAGUAUUAGCAGCGAAACAUCAUCUUUUUAGUUUCUUUCUUUUUCGUGGACGUAUUGUGUGUGCAGUUGGACCGGCUAACUCUGAUGCUUUCCUUCAUAUCGAUGAUGCUCUUCUUUUAUUAAACUUUGUCCGUUGUCUCGCUCAUUCACAAGAGGGAGAAAUAUGGGCACCAAUUUGCCUACCACGAUAUAAUAACACUGGUUACUUAUGGUGUUACUGCACCAACAUGAGUGUGAUGGCACGUGAAUCUCGACAUGCGCGUGAUAGAUCUGCCUCCUUUGAUUCUACAUCUCAUCUAGCAACUAGCCAGCAUGAGCAGCAGAACCCAGAGGUGGCUGAUGUGGAUGCCAAUAACUCUUCUCAUGAGACUCCAGCAGACUAUACAAAGUCAGAGGGACUGUUAUUAGUUUAUAUUGCUGUGAACCAGGGUAUUUUUUCAUUUCUUGCAGAACAGUCGUACCAAAUAGCACGUCGAUUAAUACCAGUGAUUAGUUUACUAGAGGAGGAACUCUCUCGACGGGAGAAUGUUCCCUUAUCUCUUGUUUCAGCAAAUAGUAGAGCAGCGGCCUUACAACAUCAGAAAAUGUCUCAAUUAAUGGUAAUGGCUAGACAACUAAAGCAGCAACAAGAGCAAGGGCAACAACAACAACAACAACAGCAAUCGGAGGGUUUUAAUGUUGAAGAUACAAUUCCACCUUCCUUUUCAACUAGUACUACUGAUUGGAACUAUACGACAUCAAUGUCAUUCAUUCACGAAGAUGGGCUACAGUGGUUUGCGGUGAUUUUUAGAGGUCAAAGAAGUGGUGAGGGAUCAGCUAGAAUUGUGUAUAGUGAACCUUCAUCAGCUAUGCGUUUUAGUGCACAAGAGCGUAAACGACAAUUACGUUUGGUAGUUAGACGACGGGAUCAACUGGCGCAUCAUUCACAAUUAUCUGAACCACUUCUCUUGCUUCACACAGAGGGUGUAAACAUUCUCGUUAUGUGGCCAACACCAACAUUGGUAGCAUCCAUCAUGCAGCAGUUUUGUAGUACAGUCAGUAACAGUAACAACAAAUCAUCAUCAUCCUAUCAAGUGAGUGAACAUAACACUACUGUUCCGGUAACAUUGAAUGAAGCAAUGUCUGCCUGUAAUCGUGUUCGUGAACUCAUGCUUAUCUUUCUACCUGAUGUACCAAAGCAACAGAUGCUUCGGUGCGCGAUGCGUGUAAUGAUAAAAUUAGUGGCUUGUGAAGCCGAACUCUCCUUUCAGCAGGUACGUGGUGGUGGAAGAUAA
Molecule: messenger RNA, 2172 nt
Organism: Trypanosoma theileri
Lineage: Eukaryota; Euglenozoa; Kinetoplastea; Trypanosomatida; Trypanosomatidae
Product: putative vacuolar fusion protein MON1 B-like
Exons: 1
Coding region: 1-2172 (723 amino acids)
Biological process (GO): vesicle-mediated transport; protein targeting to vacuole
Source: RefSeq, a predicted model, not a curated record